This is a messenger RNA of Prunus dulcis (almond), 1881 nucleotides long. RefSeq lists its product as uncharacterized. NCBI's taxonomy places the organism in Eukaryota, Viridiplantae, Streptophyta, Magnoliopsida, Rosales, Rosaceae. The coding region runs from base 1 to 1881 and encodes 626 amino acids. The transcript has a single exon. The record is from RefSeq and is a predicted model, not a curated record.
AUGGCUCCUUCAGUAUGUCUUCGUGGCCCACCGGAGCUCCAACUUUACCACCCCACGACCACCAUCAAAAUCUGUCAAGGCCAGUUUUCUUCUUCAAACCCCUGCCUUGAAUUCUUCAAGGCCACCACAUACUCUGAUAAACCCCAACAAAACCCUCCCGUGUAUCAGCAGCAGAAGGAUCUGACAGAAUAUGAAGCAGAGGCAUGGAAGCAUGACCCUCUCACAACUCUCAAGCUCAUAUUUUGCCUGAGAAUGGUGGGGAGGCCCAACAAAGAAGCCUUUUACAAAUCCCUCUUGUGGAUCCACAAAAACCACCCUCUAACCUUGGCUUUGAAUCUCAAGGUUUUUGGGCAAUUGGGUUGGUUCAAAGAUCUAUUGGAAAUUCUCUAUAGGGUUUUGCAGAAAUCCAUAGAUGAAGCCAAGGAAAAGGAGGAGGAAGAGAGCCAGAAAGAGUAUUGGAAGAAACGCACGAAUUAUUGUCAGAAACCUAGUAAAAGGAAUUAUUGGUCUGACUCCGAGGAAGGCGAAAGCGAUGAGGAGGAAGACGACGAAAGCAAUGAGGAGGAAGACGACGAAAGCAAUGAGGAGGAGGACAGCGAUGAGGAGGAAGAGGAAGGAGAGAAGGAAGAGAGCAAAACAGUCACAGAUGUCACAGAUGUUCACAUUGCCAGGGCUAAAAGUGCGGUUGAUAGGUAUCAAAACGAUUUAGAAUAUCGAUACUUGCAUGAUCGUGUAUCCGAGGUGUUUGUGGAAAUGCUGACAUCGGAUUUAUUGUCUUUGAAGUGCUGUGAGAUUGAAAAGAUCAGCUCUAUUUCCAGAUUCUGUCCUUCUAUUGAUUCGUCUUACGACAGAAAAACUUUGAUAUGUGAAAACAUAGCAAGGAGAAUGUUUCCACGCCAUAAUUUUGGAGAGUUCAAAGAUGUUGAAGAAGCUCAUUAUGCUUAUAGGGUUCGUGAUCGAUUGAGGAAACAAGUACUUAGCCCCCUGCGCAAGGCAUUGGAGUGCUUACCGGCUGUGAAACAGAACAACCAGUCAUCAUCAUUGUUCAAGAAAUGCAUGGCGCUGAUUGCUUUGGAAAUCUACAGCAAGAUCAUUGGUUGUGGUGAUGAUGGAGGCCGCGAUGAAAGCAAAUUGAAAUUCAAGUGUUACAUGAAGCUCGUGAACAUGCUAUUACCAGAGAAAUAUAUUUUCAACAUGUGCUUUGGUGAUGGACUAAAGCUUCCUCACCAUGUGGUGGCCUCAUUAGAGAAGGAUCAGUGCGGUGCUAAUGAGAUUGCCGAGGUUCAAUGGCGGAGACUAGUCCAACAGUUGUGGAACAAAGGGAAGCUCAGGAAUUGUAUUGCAGUGUGCGAUGUCCCGGAGAGCAGGAGAGGGUCAUUGAAGGAGAUGGUUUGCAUUUCAAUGGGGUUGUUGGCUUCGGACCUCAGUGAAAAACCAUGGCAAGGUUCUGUUUUCCCAUUCAGCGAUUUCCCAAGGCUGCACAAAAUCAAAGGAGACAAUCUCAAGUCCAGAUGUGAGUUCAUGAGGAACAUAGUUUGUGCUGAGAAGGUGAAUUUUUCAAAGAUUUACAAUGGAGGUCUGCAUAUCGCCACAACGGAGAAGCUGAGCAAUGCCAAGAUGACUAAAAGCAUUUUUGUGUUCACAUACAGGGAAUUUGACAAGGCCUCUAAGAAUGAUUGGGUCCUGGAUUAUAGGGAGGCUGUGAAGAAUUACAGUAAGAGAGGGCAUGCAUAUGUGCCACGGUUGGUGUUUUGGAAUUUGAGGGGUUCAAUUGCUGAGCCUGAGGUCAUUGGUAGCCAUGUUGUAAAGAAUCACAAUGCAGGGAUGAUCAUCACUGGGUUUUCCAACACUUUGCUCAGUCUUUUCUGCAACGGAGAAUAG